Messenger RNA from Dentiscutata erythropus, 267 nucleotides. NCBI's taxonomy places the organism in Eukaryota, Fungi, Glomeromycota, Glomeromycetes, Diversisporales, Gigasporaceae. The record is from the annotation of a GenBank genome assembly.
AUGUAUCUGGAUACAAACAAAAAAGAAGUUAAUGUAAAAAUUAUUUUGGAGAUUCAUUUGAAGAAAAUGACAAUAAAUAUACCUAUAAAUAUAACUCCUUCAACAUUAGUGUCUACUAUAACAUCAUUAACUACUUCAGCUCCAAUAUCUACUUCGGCUCCAAUAUCUACUUUGGCUUCAAUAUCAGCAUCAAGAUUAAAAUCUUAUAUUAAUGUUGAUUAUAUUUCAAACACAGAACAAUGGUCUCUUGAAUUAGCUUUUGCAUGA